AUGUGCCCACUUCAUCAGCACAUAUAUAACAUCAGAAAUUCCGUUUAUUAUUUCUUUAUUAUCUUUUUCGCUUUCUCUCUCACUUUCUCUCUCUCUCACACUUUUUGUUUCUUUCUGACUCUCUUCAUUUUUCUGUCAAUCCCUCUAUCACUCUCUCUGUCGCUUGCUAUUUGUUCUUUAUGCCUUUUCGUUUUACUCUAUUAUUCUUUCUCUUUGUAUUUCUCCAUUUCUUUCUCUCACCUUCCCUCCCUCUCUAUUACUAUUCUUUCUGUCUGUUUCAUUAACAUUCUCGAUUUCUUUAUCCCCCCCUCUUUCCCUCUCUCUCUCUCCCUCUCUCUCCCUUUCUCUCUCUCUCUCUCUAUAUAUAUAUAUAUAUAUAUAUCACCUUUUUCUAUUUUUCUUUCCUUCUUUCUUUCUUUCUUUCUUUCUUUCUUUCUUUCUGUUUUUCUCUUUCUACCUGUAUUUUCUCUACUAUAUUCCCUAUUAUUCCCACUCUUUUGUUUGUUUCUUUAUGUCAUUCUCUACUUCUCCCUCUCUUUACUCUCACCCUCUCUCUUUCUUUAUGUUUGUUUCUUUAUGUGCCUCUCUAUUUCUCUCCCUCUAUUUUUCACUCUUUUUCUUGGUUUCUUAAUUCUCUCUCGUUCUUUUUAUUUCUCUUUCUUUCUUUAUGCCAUUCUUUCUUUUCUCUCUCUCUCUCUUUCUUUCUCUCUAUCUCUCUCUCUCUCUCUCUUUCUAUUGUCCUCUCGCUUUCUACUUACUUCUUUACGUGUUUCUCUAUUUCCUCCUCGCUCUUCCUUUUCUGGUCUUCCACGAUUACAACCCCACCACGCAUUCUUUUCCUAUUAA
This is a messenger RNA of Acanthosepion pharaonis, 846 nucleotides long. The record is from the annotation of a GenBank genome assembly. NCBI's taxonomy places the organism in Eukaryota, Metazoa, Mollusca, Cephalopoda, Sepiida, Sepiidae.